Polyodon spathula (Mississippi paddlefish) is the source of this 3142-nucleotide messenger RNA. Its product is annotated as cadherin-like protein 26. The transcript is spliced from 18 exons. Gene Ontology annotation, cellular component: adherens junction; plasma membrane; catenin complex. Gene Ontology annotation, biological process: adherens junction organization; calcium-dependent cell-cell adhesion; cell-cell junction assembly. Lineage: Eukaryota; Metazoa; Chordata; Actinopteri; Acipenseriformes; Polyodontidae. Bases 87 to 2648 code for a protein of 853 amino acids. The record is from RefSeq and is a predicted model, not a curated record. Gene Ontology annotation, molecular function: cadherin binding; calcium ion binding.
AGUUCUCCAAACCUGCCUUUCCACUCUUGUCAGGAGUAGGCUGGUCUUGGGCUUGCAGAGUAUUUGAAGUCGAGUGAAUAGCAGUAAUGACUUACAGUACUGAUCUGGCUUCAACCAUGAGGGCUGUUUUGGUGAUUUUCAUUCUAGCAGCAUUUCACCUUGGUUUGCAUCAAGCACACAUAAAUGAGUCUUCACAGACGCUGCAAAGGCACAAAAGAGCAUGGAUCAUAGAGUCAUAUGAGAUUGAGGAAGAGCGAGCACCCAAGUAUUUUCUUGGCAAGAUUGAAAUUGAACGCAAACAAAACGUGAGGCACAAAUUGAGCGGGAUGGGGAUCGACAAAGAGCCAAAGAACGUCAUGAAAAUCGAUGAAAGCACAGGGGAAAUCUAUGUACUGAAAAAAGUCGAUCGUGAACAGUACCAAUAUUUAACUCUUACAUUUCUAGCAAUUAAUACAAUAGGUGAGACCCUGGACACUGAGCUUGGCGUUAGUAUCAAAAUCACGGAUAUCAAUGACAAUGCCCCCACUUUUGAUCACCAAAUCUACACGACAACAGUGAAGGAAAGUCAGGUUCAAGGUGGACAAUUAAUUUUGGUCAGAGCUGAGGACAAGGAUGAGUGGAACACCCCAAACUCAACAUUUACUUACAAAAUAGUUUCUCAGACUCCUAUGACAGACAAUGUCCUGUUUUACAUUGACCAGGCUGGUAUCAUUUCCUUCAGAGGGUGCAUCGAUUAUGAGAAAGCUCAGAAAUAUACACUUAUAGUGGAAGCAAAGGACCAAGGUGAGAAGGUGCAGCUAUCAAGUUCCACUACAGUUAUUGUUGAUGUUGAAGAUGAAAACAAUCACCUACCAGUCCAGGAAGGAGUUAAAUUGGUGGCAAAUGUGAAGGAGCGGGACUCAAAUGUGACUCUCCUCAGAAUAAAGGUAUCAGACAGAGAUAAGCCUCACACUCCUAGCUGGAAAGCAAAAUACACGAUUGUAAGUGGAAAUGAGAACAAAAUCUACAAGAUUCUCACCGACCCUGAUACCAACGAUGGAGUCCUGACCCUUGUGAAGCCCCUUGACUUUGCAGAUGGUUAUCUGAGGGAGCUCUCUGUCCAGGUGGAGAACGAGACACCUUUUUUCUCCUGCAGUGUAAAGAGGGUCGUAGCUGAUGACCUCUGGGAAGUGGAUUACACAGACCCUGAAGCAGGCUCAACAGGAAUAGGGUUCAAACCAAAGACUCUGACAGUAACUGUCAACGUGGAAGACAUCAACGACGCUCCAGACUUUGUGCCUCCCAUCAGAACUGUCUAUCUGGAGGAGAACGACAAAGUUGGAAAAGAAUUGCAGACAUUUAUAGCAAUAGACAAAGAUGAGAGCUUGUCAAGUGAAUUCAGGUACAAAGUGGGAGAAGAUCCAGCAGGGUGGGUUUCUAUUGACCCAAAAACGGGUUCUGUAAUAAUGACACAGCUAAUGGACAGAGAGUCCCCUUUUGUGAUAAAUAAUACUUACAUAGUCAUUCUCCAUGCAGUCGACAAUGGUGAACCCCCCAUGACUGGAACAGGUACUUUGAUCAUCCACCUAACUGAUGUCAACGACUGUGUCCCCUAUCUGCUCACCCCUCACAUAGACAUGUGUGCGAACGAGACGGCCUCGAUGACCAAGCUGGCUGCUCAGGACGAUGAUGAGGACCCCUACUCUGGACCGUUCAGCUUCAACCUGCUGGAAAAGGAAAGCCUGAAGGGGAAGUGGAGACUGGAUCCCACCCACGGUUACACUGUGAAUCUCAUCAAAGGAGAAAAAGUUUACAGUGGAAUUUACAUCUUGCAUUUGGAAAUUAGUGACCGGCAAGGUGUGUCAUCGAAACACAACCUGACAGUGACCGUGUGCGACUGCCCAACUUCGGCUCCGGUCAACUGUGGAACAAGGAGACUGGGCAGUUCGACAACGGGAGCCAGUGCCGUUGGGAGCUUGUUUGCGGCCCUGUUUUUAAUGUUGGGUGUGUUUUGUUUUGCACUAUUUUUUUCAUGUGCUCCCAAAACAAUAGAGACACAUGAUGUUGGUGAUUGCACCAUGUUGCCAUACCAUUUCGAGCAUCCUGGCUCUGAUUGCAAGUUAGAUCAACUGGUUUCUAAGGAACCAGCAAAAAUGAUUCAAAAUGGGAGUAGUGCACAAGAACAAGAGGCGUCCAUUGUGGGUUUUCCGAUUUCAAAUGGAUCAAGUAGACUUAAGAAGCUGUAUUACAGUGCAGGUCAUGAGCAGUGGAGGACAGAAGGCAGCAAGAUGCACAUGCUCAGCGCUGACAGACGUGGAAGAUGGAAACAGCACACAGUCAGUGACAAUUCCAUGGGUUAUCUGACACUAUCUACAGUGAACAGAACAACAUCAGCAAGAUCAUCAUUUGCAUGGAAAAAAAAUUAUGCAUUUAACAGAAAUGGAGUUCUGAAUUCUAUGAUAAGACAGAGAGUUGAUUCAUUAUACUCUGGUCAAGAUGACUGCCUCGAGUAUAAUCCUCACCCAUAUGCCGAUGAAGGAGAAGAACCUGAAAUGCUGCAUCUUGAUGUCAUUUCCAUUCCUGACAGCGAGUUCUCACCUGAUCAGCUGCUAGACCUGGGGCCCAGGUUUAAAACCCUGGCAUGCAUUUGCAACCCUCAAGCUAACUAGAGCCGACUUGGCAGGCUAGAUCAUCAAUGGGCAGAGAAGAUAUAACUUCCAACCAGUAUUUCAGACAGUGAUGAACAAAUAGCUACCUGCUGAAGGGGGAAGAUUAGACUGCAGUGCCUGAUUGGUGCUGAAGAGAAGCCAAGUGAUAACACCCAGAGCUUUGUAAUACAUUCUUUACUGCUCACUGUGCGAGAUUGAAAACCAUUAAUGUAAACUGGGCUCUCGACAGGAACAAAAACCCUCGAGUACAUUGUCCUGCUGAGAAAGUGUUAUAUAAUGCAUCCGCCUUGAAAGUGGACCCUAACCAUUAUCAGAAUAAUUGGGUUCAUCAGUCACUGAAUCACUGUACUUUGACCUCUACCUGCAUCAAUUUGAAGUUGACUGAUUUAUUUCUGAAUGUACUGGAUGUGUUUCUUCUCAGAUCUGUCUAUUCUCUGAUCUGUCUAGCUUACUUGUGUGUGUGUGUGUGUGUGUAUAUAUAUAUAUAUAUAUAU